AUGCGCACAUAUACCAUACAACAUGUUUAUUAUUUCAUUUUUAUAGAGAAUGGAGGUAAUAUGUCGGUUCAGAAAUAUUCUUAUGGAGGUUUUGUGAACGUCCAUAAAUUUUUAUCAAAAUCCAGUAUGAGUAUCAUAAAAGAAAUUAAAAUUGAAAAUAAUUUAUCCAGUGUUAUUAAUAAAAUAAAGGAUAUGGAUAAAUAUAAUGACAACAUAUAUGAAAAAGUUGGCAACUCAUGUUCUAUAUAUAUAGAAAAACUAUUUACAGAGACGUACUUAGAUAUAGACAAAUCAAUAACAUUAUUAAAUGAAUUAUUAAUUAAAGAAGUAAAAUAUUUAUUAUUAACUAAUAAUGAUAUAAUAUCAGAAUUAAGUAGAAAUAAUGAAAAGAACUUUCGAAAACAUUUAGUGAAUAACUUAUAUGAAGAAUUUUUACAACAAGAACAAAAAGAAGGAGAUGAAGAAGAACGUGGAUUAUUAUAUAUUAACAAAAUAGAUAUGGCAAAUAAAUUAAGACAAAUAUUAGAUUUAUAUUCCAUGGAACAACCUGAAGCUCAAGAAAUUAUACUUAGUUUAAUACAAAUAGAUACAUCUAAAAUAAUUAUUGAUCAUAAAUCAAUAAAUAAAAAUUUUGAUCUUUUAUUAAAUUCUAAAAAUCCCUAUUCUAUCUUAAGACAAUUCUUUAUUGGGAAUGAAGAAAUUAUAAAUGAAUCAUUUUUAAGGAAAUAUUGGUUUUGUUUAAAAAAUUUAUAUUUAUUUCAUAAAACAUAUAAUAAUCAUGUCUUAUCUAUAUUAGGAGAUGAAUUUAAACAUAACAUUAUUCAAUAUAUACAAAAUAUUAUAUGUAAUAAAAAACAAAUAUCUAUUAAUAAUUAUAAUAAUGAAGAAAGUUAUUUUCUGAAUAGAUAUUAUUAUUUUGAUAGUUUUAUUGCUCUAGUUAUAUCUAAAGUACAUAAUAUGAAAGUUUCUAUAUUAAACGAAAAUGGUAUACUUAUAUCUAUUCAUAUGAAUACAUUACCAAAUAAAUAUAUUCAAUUAGUUUCAACAAAGUAUUUUUCGAACACAUUAAUAUCUAAUAGAUUAUUUGAUGAUCUAACAUAUUUAUUAGUUAGUGAGCAUUUUUCUGUUCAUAAAAAUAUAACUAAUUUUGAAAUAUCACCUACUUAUCUGGAUAAUGUAGAAAUGAAUUCUAUCGAAAAUAAUUAUAACAUCACAAAUGAAAGCAUAAAAAUAAGCCCGCUUUCAUCACAAGAAAAUGAUGAUAUAGAAAAUUGUAUAAACAAUGAUAUUAAAACAUCUUCAGAAGAACAACAAAAUAACCAACUUAAAUAUUACAAAUCAUUAAAGGAUGUUUUGUCUCAUUAUAAAAAACUUCAUUCUUUUAAUGAAGAAAGUAUUUAUCUUUUACUUCUUAAUAUAAUUAAAGGUAAUUUAACAAAUUUAAGUUUAUUAUUUUCAUUAGAAAUACUUAAUUAUCUUGACAUAUAUUGUGAUGAUUAUUUGGAAAACGAACAAGAAAUUGAUGAAAAAGGUUCUGAAUAUAUAGAAUAUAUAAAUAAAAAGAAAAAAAUGAAAACAAACAAAAGAUUCAAAAAUAAACAUAAAAGUAAAAAUUUAACUUUCCAUUUUUAUUAUUAUGAUACACCAGAAGUAGAUAAUAUUUCAAAUGAUAUCAUGGAAAAUACCAAUCUCAGUAAUAUAUAUGAUAAUGAUGUAUUGAAACAAUUAUACAAAGAUAUUGAUGAUAACAAUAUAUCAUAUUCUCCAUCUAAUGAUAUUCAAAAAGUAAUGAAAGAUCAAAAUAAUGAAAUGAAAAAUAUUCCACAAAAUGAUAAAAAAGAAUUACUAUUUAACAAUAAAUCAAACAUUAAACAACCUGAUAUUCCUAAGCUAUUAAAUAAUGAAAUUAAUAUAUCUUUAUUAGAUACUUUAAAUAAAUCUACUAAUAAAAUAUCAAAUGAAAAUUUAUAUAAUACAUUAUAUAACUCUAUAACACAUAAAUCUAUUCAACAUUUAAAUAAAACUUUAUUAGAUCUUCCAGACUUAUCAAAUGAUAAUAUAACAAAAUAUUCAACCAAAUUAAACUCGGGAAAUAUAUUUAAUGUAGAACAUUUUAAUAAUUUGAUACAAAAGGUGCAGGAUCCUACAUUAAAGGAUGAAAAGAAAAAUCAACAAGGUGAUAAAUAUAUUUUUCUUCAAAAUAAAUCGGAGUUUAUAAAUAAGGACAAGGAUGAUACAAAAAAGGACACAAUGAUAGAAAAUGAAAUUGAUAUGUAUAGAAAUAUUGACAGAUGGAAUAAUAUCGCUAUUUCAAAACAUGCUCAUCCUUAUCAAAAUAAUCAUCCUUAUCAAAAUAAUCAUCCUUAUCAACAUAAUCAUCCUUAUCAACAUAAUCAUCCUUAUCAACAUAAUCAUCCUUAUCAAAAUAAUCAUCCUUAUCAAAAUAAUCAUCCUUAUCAAAAUAAUCAUCCUUAUCAAAAUACAUCUGAUACCAAACCUUAUGAUAAUUCUAAUCAUCAUAAUAUUGACGAUGAGACAGUUAAUUUUCUAAACAUUUCAGGAAAUGAUGAAUCUCAUAAAACAAACAGAAAGACAAACGAUAAAAAUAAAGAAAAUGAUAUAUUAACAAAGAGUAAAAAUAAUAAUGACAGAAAUGUUAAAAAAGGAAAUGAAGAUAGUAAUAUUUCUAUGAAUGAUUUAAUGUUAAAUUCCAAAUAUUUUAAAAACUUAUGUAAAAAGAAAAAAAUGAUGGAAAAGGAAAAAAUGAAAAGUAUUAGAGAAUUAAAAAAAGAUCUACUAAAAGCUAAAUAUACAAUGUUUAAUAAAAAAUCUUUAUUUUUAAAUGAACAGAAUUUAAAAAAUAUUUUCGAAUCAACAUUUUUUGAUACUAAACAAAUGAAAAAUUCUAUAAUACAAAUUAUUUCUUCAUAUGAAAUAGGACAUUUAUCUGAUCUCUUAAACAUUAAUAUGAGUAAUAUAAAUUCUCAUUUUUAUAAAUUAAAAAAUGUAUUUCUCAAUAAAAAAAAAACACUUCAUUAUUUUAAAUUAAAUACAAAUCAAUAUGUCAUUCAUAAAAUCGAAAACAAAUUAUAUUCAGUAUUUACUCUUGUUUGGAUACAUUAUACAAAUUAUUUAAGAAAAAUAUUAGAUAUUUUUUCAACCAAAGAAUUGUAUUUAUUAGCUAGAAAAUAUUAUCAACUAAUUCAUACAAAUCACGAUGAAUAUAAUUUAAUUCUACUUAAUACAUAUGGAUUUACACAUGUAUUUAUGAUGUAUAUAAUAUUAACUUAUAUAGGAAAAAAUGUCUAUUUUAUAACUUCAAACAAAUCAAUACAUAUAAAACAUGAAGUAUUAGAUAAUCAUAAUUCUAUACAUAUAGUACAAGCAUGUAAUGGUUCUUAUAUUAUAACUACGAAUAAAUGCGUAUCCGACAUUUUAAAUAAAAAUUUACUGAGUAAUAGGAAAAUUCAUGUGGGAUAUGACUUGAAUUUGUACACAACACUUUCAGUUGAUAAAAAUAUCCCAUAUAUAAAUAAUAAAACAGAAUUAGAAAGUGAAAAUAUAAAUGCCCUACCCAAAAAAAGUACAGAUCAUAUGCUAUCGUCUAUAGAUUAUGGUAUCAUAUCUCAUAAUAUACAAGAAAAAAAAAAAGACACUGAACAUUUUAAUUUUCUCACUAUUUAUAGAAAUGAAAAUGCUUAUAACAUAAAUCAAAUUCCAUCAUUAAUAACAGCUAUUUUAUGUGGAAAAAACUAUGAUAAGAAUAACAUAAAAAAAUGUACAAAAGAUGAGAAUAUAUUUUCUUCCUUUAGUAAAAAAUUAAAUUUAAUUAUACAAAAGUUUUAUGAUAAUAAUACAAAUUUUAAGCAUAUUUCUCUUUUAUCAAAAAAAAACAUCAAACAAAAUGUUUUUAUCAACUUUUAUCAAAAUGAAAAAAUACUUUUGAAAACAUUGGUGUCAUACAUGUACAACAUGUUAGAAGACAUCGACAAUUUGUAUAAAGAAAAAGAAAUAAGACAUCAUCUUUCCUUUGUCUAUAAUAUAAUAAAAUUGUAUAUACUAAAAAAUAAAAUUUAUGAUAAUACAUAUGAUGCAUAUUUGUAUUCAAUAGAGGAAAUAAUUUUUAAGUAUAAGUUGUAUAACCAAAAAUUAUUUCAAAUUCUUAAACAUUUAAAAAUUAAACAUGAAGAUAACCAAGAAUAUGUGGAGGUCCUAGAAAUUAUUUCACUAAUAUUUUAUGGAAUGAAAAUAAGAGAUCUUGCAAAAUAUAAAAGAGACAAUAUACCCCAAAUGAAUUAUGAAAUAUUAACAUUAGAUUUAAUAGAUAUAAUAAAUAUAAUGAUAUUUUUUAACAAUUUUUUAAAUAAAAUAAAUAAAACAGACGAAAUGAAACUUAUAAUUGACAAGGAAAAAAUUAUAGAAUUUCACAUUGUAGAAAUUAAGAAAAUUAUAGAAACAAUUAUAGAUUCACAUGCUAAUUAUUUUUAUGAUGUUACAGAUAAACAAAUUGAAUAUACAAUAAAAGAUAUUUUGUUAAAGAAAAUGAAAUAUGUAUUUAUUCAAUAUAAGAAUUUUAUUGAAGAUGAUUUAAAAGAAUUAUCAUUUAAAUUUUAUGAUAAUAUAAAAAAUGAAAAGUCUUUCUUAAUAAUUCAAGAUCCUAAUACUUAUAAUUAUCCUAUUGACAUUUCUUAUACUAAAGUAGAAAAUUUCGAGGAACUUUUCUUUUUAGAUUUAAUUGAAUAUUCAUUUUUAAAUUAUACUAGUUCUAAUUUAAAUACAACAAAUAAUAAUAAUAAUGACAAAAAAAAACAAAAUCAAAAAAAUAAAAAUCGCAAAUAUAGUAAAGAUAAUAUUUUAGAUCUCUAUGAACACGUAAGUACGAUCAGUUUAUUUUAUCACACGUUUAAUUUACCUAAGGAGUAUAAUGAAAAAUUGUUUGAAGCAAUUUUUCGUUUUGCUCAAUCAGGGACACCUUCAAAAUCGUUUGUUAAAAGAGGUCAUCUAUGGGGAAAACAGGUUACAGAGAAAACAUAUGAUAAACUACGAUUGGUUAAUUUACAAAGACAUCUCCGAUAUUUUCUUGAAAGCAGCGAUAUUAAUCAACUAGUAAAUUAUAUGUUGAAUUAUGAAAAAGUCAAAAUAAAUGUAAGAAAUCAAGAAGAAAAAUAUAAAGAGAAGUAUAAUAGUUUAUAUAUGUGUAUAAAAGAACAAUGGUUAUAUAAAUAUCAUGUUAAAAAAAGAAAGCACUUUUUAUCUAACAUUGAUAUAAAAUUUCAUUUAAAUUCCCAUGAUAUAAAAUUAUGUUUAGAAAAAAAUGAAAAUCACGAUAAUUCAAAUAAUAAGGUAUAUUCUGAAAAAUACGUACAUUUGAAUACAUUAACAAAUAUUAUGUUAAAUAUAUUAGCAUAUGAAUUACAUAAUAUUUAUAAAAUCGAAAAAAAGAUUCAUUCUAUAUUUUCACUUAUGAAUAUUAAAACCAGUGAUAUAAAUAAUAAAAUACAUAUUAACAUUAACAAAAAAUUAAAUAGAAAACAGAAAAUAGCACUAUUCUAUUAUUCGUCUAAUGUAUUAAUACAUAUCAUAGAAAUAUUAAGUCAAUAUUUUAAAAAAAAUAUACUAUAUUUCUCAGAAGAAAAAAAUGAGAGCAUAUAUGAGAUAUACUCAUUUAUAAUACAAAAGGGAAAACCUGAAGAAAAAAUUAUCAUAUUAAAAGAAGGAAAUGUUUUCAAGGUCUACAAUCCGGAUAAUAAUAUAUUUAAGAAUGAUAUGAAUCAUUUAAUGGAAACAAGCAUUACUCUAGCAUGUUAUGACGAACUAAUGAAGAAAAAUUUAUACCUUGAAAAUUUGGUAAGAACAUACACAAACAAGGAAAAUGUUUCACAAGAAGAUAUUCAACAAAUUAUUAAUAAUUUUUCCUAUGAAAAGAAUUUUGAAAAUAUUAAAGAAAUGAUAAAAGAAUUAUUAUACCGUAAAGAUAUAAAUACAUUUAAAAAAACAUACUUAACCAAUAUAAUGAACCUACAAAUUGAACAGAUAAAAAAUGAAACAUUAAAAACAAAAUAUAUUAAUAUUUUAUAUAAUGAAAUAUUUUGUCUCCUCCUUAUUGAACCAUAUAAUGAUAUAGACAAUUUAUUGAAUGGUUUCUUCUUAUGUGAUAAAGGCCUUUUAGCAUGGUUUAAUAUUUCUUUAUCUGAAGCAAAAAUAGAUUCCAAUAUUUAUGAUAAUUUACACAUAUUUGUUUACACCUUAAGAUAUAUGAUAAAAAAAAUAAAACAAAUGAUUAAUAUAGAAUUUUUGGAAAAACAACAAUUAGAAGGAAAAUCCAUACAAUUAUUUAAAAAAAAAGAUAAAGAUGAAGAUGCAAAAGAAAAUGAAAAUAAUAAUAAAAAUAAAAAAAUACAAGAUAUCGAUUUUUAUGAAAUAUUCCCUAAUUUUUUAAACGAAAAAAUAAAAAACAAAAAUAACAACUUAUCAUAUUUUAAAUUUUUAGAAGAAUUUAAAAUUGAUAAGAAUGCCAAAUUACCAAUAUUACAAGAUAUAGAAAAUUAUAAAUUUUCUAUAAUGUCAUCAAAUGAUGAACCUGACUAUAAUUUUUUAUCUUUAGUUGGAUUAGGACAUUCAUAUAUUGAAAAUUUUGAACAACUAAAAUUAGGUAUAUAUCCUACCAUAACAUAUAAUUGUGUUGCUACGUUGAACAAAUUAUAUAACUUAUAUUUUGUAAAUGAAUUAAUGGAUUUUAUCAAUUUAUUAAUAAAUCAUAUAUUAAACAUAUACAACAAAUUUUUUUAUAAAAAAAGGGAGUUUUUUAAAGAUAAUAAAAUUCAGUUAAGCAUGAGAAGAAAGAAAGAAUUUGCGAAUCUUAUUUUAUAUAACCAACAUUUUGAUCAUCAAAUAAUAAAUGAGAAAUAUGAAAAGAAAAAUAAUACUAUGGAGGAUAAAGAAGUUAUUCAAAAUAAAGAAAUAAAUAAAGAGAAGAAAGAAAAUACAGGAAACAAUACAGACCAUAAUAACCUUGAAUAUAUCAAGUUUGAAGAAUAUAAUGGGAUCAGCAAAAAAUCGAAGUCUGAUAUUCAUACAUAUCAUUUGGAUUAUUUAUUCAAAAAUUUGUAUUCUUUUUUUUAUUCCAUACUAGAUUGUGAAAAGAACAAAUUGUGCUUUUUUCAUAAAAAGGAUUACGUAAGAAAUGUUCUCAAGAAAUAUCUUAAGAAGACAUCAUUUAAUAAAAAUAUGAUAUGGAUAAUACCAUUAUUGUCAUACCAUUUUAAUAAACCAUUAAAUGUAUUAUAUAUGAAAGAUGAAAAUCAUAUAUAUAUGUAUAAAUAUCAAGAAGAAAGUGAAAUAAAAUUUAGUAUUCAAAUUUUAGUUGAAGAAGGAAACAGAAUGUAUUUAAUUUUACCAACAUAUUUUCUCUAUAUAAAUGUUUUGAAUAUUAUUACAAACAUAUUAAUACAAAAUGAACAUAUAUAUAAAAGGAAAUUAUAUAAUGAAAAAAGAAAUGAAACGAAUAAAAGUAUAGAGGAACAAAGCGGAGAAUCAAAUGGUAUAGAAAAUGAAAACAUAUUAAACCAUCAUAAUAGGAAUAAUGAAAAAAGUAUUAAAAAUAUCUAUUCAAGUAAUUAUUCAUGUGAUAAAGUAUUAGAUUUUAAUAUAACAAAUAAUAUCCUUUCGGAUAAUUAUUAUAAAAAAAUGUUUGAAAUAAUAUUAGAAAAAAUCCAUUUAUAUGCAACAAAAAAAAUAAAUAUAUACACGUUGCUUAUAUCGAUAAGAGAAGAUAUAUCAAAUUUUAAAUAUGUAAUAUAUUAUAACAAUUUUGAAAAGUUUAUAAAAAUAAUGGAUAGUUUUUUUCUUUUACUUAAUUCGAAGAUGAAUAUAAAUAUGCAAUUUUCAUUUGAUGAAAUUAUGAACACUCCAUAUAUGGUUGUAAAAGGGUCGAUUAACAAUGUAAUCAAUUUUAUAGAAAAAGAAAAUUAUGGUAUUUUCGGAAUAAACAUAAAAAAAUUUUAUACAUUUAUAUUACAUCAUUAUGAUAGUAAGAAAUAUUACUCUAAUACAUUUUUAAAAUUAUUAGACUUUUUAUUGAAUGCUAUAAAAAAUGAAAUUGAUUAUCAAAAUAAAAAUAUCCAAAGUAUCCAACCUAAUACAGAAAUGUAUAUAAAAAAAAUAGAAUAUAUUGAAAAGUUGAAAAUGCUAGAAUCAUAUAUAAACUGUGAGCAUAUAAAAGUCAUAAGAAAUAUAAUGAAAUAUGUUGAAAUUAAUUUACACAAUAUAAUAAAUUUUGUAGUAUUUAAAAGUAAAAACAACCUUAAUUAUGAAUAUAACCAUAUGAAUAAUAUUCAUAUGAAUAAUAUUCAUAAUAAUAAUAAUACAAUUUUUAGUCACAAAAAUAAUUAUAACAUUAAAAAUAAUAUUAACAAAAGAGAUAUUUUAUAUCAAUGUUGUUUAAUAUAUGAUUAUAAUGAAUUAGGAGCUACCAAAUUAACCUUAAAAUAUUUUAAUGAACUAGAAAAGAAUUUUGUUAAAAUUACCGAUUUUUUGAAUGUUUUAGAAAAAUUAUCUAAUGAAGAACUUAAUUAUAAUGAAUGGUAUUCUAUAGCUUCUAGAAUACAUAUAGAUUAUUUCAAUAAUUCAGAAUUAUUUUAUUUUCAUUAUAUGAAUGAAAAAUUAUUUUGGAAAGAUGGUUCUAUUUUGUUUACCGAUAAAAUUGUUAAAUUAUUAAACAAGAAAAAAUUAUAUAUUUCUACAGAAGAUCUAGAAAAGUUAUAUAAUUACAAAUUAACAUAUAAUGAAUAUAAACAUAUAUUAUAUCAAUCUAAAAUUAUAAGUAAAGUCAAUAAAAAUUUAGAUAUCACAUAUUUAGAUAAAGAAAAUUAUGCUAUGUCACUUAUUUGGUCUUUUUUUAAUACGGAAAUUGUAAUUAAUGGUACUCAUUUAAAUUUUGAUGAUAUAUAUUACAAACUCGAAGAAUGGUACGAGAAAAAUAAAAGUAAAAAUUUAAAAGACACUUUAUAUUUAUUAAACAAAAAUGAUAUAUAUCAUUUAUAUAAUUCAAUGAUCUUAUUCCAUCGACUUAUAGAAUUUAUUGAUAAAUCAAUUUUUGAUAAAUAUAAAGCAUAUAAAAUUACUAAUAUGUUAUUUGAUGAGUUAAUGAAUAAAGGGAUAUAUAUAUCUGGAGAUUCUCAAAUUACCAAAGAAUAUAUUCAAUCAAUAUUUGAUUAUAAUUUGUGGAAGAAAGAGAUACAAAAUGUUAAAAUUAGUAAUAAUAAUAUAAGAUCAUUAGUACCUAUAAAAUAUAUUAAUUAUUUUAAAUCUUCUAUAUUUAUUAAUUUAUUAAAAUUUAUAUCAAAUACAAAAUUAAAUAAUAGAAUCGUUAAUAUAAUAACAUAUAUCAUAUAUAGAAUAUUCAAAUUAGGAAAUACACAAAAUGAUAUUUUGAAAAUAAUAAAAACAGAAGGAAUUCUUUUUGGUAGUAUAGAUAUAUUUCGACUUAUAUUAAUAAAAUUAAAUAUACCAUUAGAUGUAUUAUCAAUUUGGUUUACUCUUCUUUUAAAAAAUUUAAAUUAUAUAACAGAAAAUUGUAUUAUUCAAGAUUUUAUAGAAAGUAUUGAUUUUAGAAGAUUCUUUUCGAAUUUAUUUUUUUUAUUACACAAUUUUAUUGAACAAUAUUAUUUCAAAACGAUAUUAAAGUUUUUAUUAGGUUAUCCAUUUGUUGUAGAAUUUAUUAAAAAUAAUGAACAUAAAGUAAAGGAACUAUUUAUACAUUUUAAGAAUUUCAUAUUAUUAAAUUUUGGUACACAUAUUAAUUUUUUUCAACAUUUAUAUGAUAAUAUUGAAAAAAAAUUUAUAACUUAUAUAAAAUAUUAUAUAACCAAAUUUUUAAAUAAUUUACUACCAUUUUCAACUGACAUAAGUACAAAAAUAAUGCUAUUCCAAAAUGAUCAAAUAAGUUCAUUACAAUUUAUAGAAUUUACAGAUGAAGAAAAUAUUAUACCUUUAUAUUAUAAUAUAGUUAGUUUAAUACAACAUGAACCUUUUAUUAAAGCAUUUAUGAAAAAAUCACUUGUAAUAUAUUCAAAGAUGUUUUCUAAUACAAACGGAAAAAUGCAAUUAUCCCACGUACAGCUCAUUCAGAAUAUGUAUGAUAGAUGGAUAAAAAGGAAUAGCUAUAAGGAUCAAAAAAAUUAUGCAAUUAAUAAAAAUACGAGAAAUCAAAAUGUAAUCGCUACUACAAAUAGUAAUUCUUCUUUUAUACAAAAAUUAUAUGUACCUAUAAAAAACAGACAAAAAAAAAACAUAUGGAAAGGGAAAAAACAUUUUGUUCUUCCUAUUACUCAAAUGGAUUUGAAACCAUAUAAUAAUAUAACAUAUCAAAAUGAGGAUAAAAUAUUGGAUGAACCAACAAAUGUUACCUACCUAAAUAAUACAAUGGAAUGGAAUAUUAAAAACGUUCCAUUUGUAAAAAACAUAAAAACGGAUAACUCUAAAUAUGAUACACAUAAUAAUGAAGAUAACGAAAAGUAUAUUUCCAAGUAUCCCAUUUUAAAUAUAUAUAACAAAAAUAAAACAAAUUCUUAUAAUAGUGAUAAUAAUAGUAAUAAUAGUAAUAAUAAUAAUAAUAAUAAUAAUAAUGAUACAAAUGAGAAGAAAAAAUAUGCUUUUUUUGGAACGUCUAAUAUAUCACUCCUACAAAAUAAUAACACAAAUGAUAAAAUAAAAUUUUCUUAUAUCCAAUUAUACAAUUAUCGAACCUUAAGUUGCUUAGAAAAAUUAUUUAUACAUGGUUUUAAACAUGUGGAAAACAACAGAGAAACAGAAAAAAUAACAACAAAUAAUAAUCUGGUGACAACAUGUAGUGAUUUAUAUAAAGAAGAAUGGACAGAAGAACUUUAUAAUUUUUCAAUGAAUAAAUUAUCUAUGGAAGAAAGACAUAUAUAUUCAUAUACGCAUGAUUUAAAAUUAAUCAUAAUGAAAGGAGAAAAAAAAAAUAUCAAGUGUGAAAUAUUUUUCAAAUUAUAUCUUAAUAUUUCAACUGAAUAUAUUUUAAAAAUUAGUAGAACAAAUAUUGUUAUAGUAGAUUUUAAUAUAUUUAGAAAAAACAAUGAAUUAUGUUUUCUAUACAUAAAUAAAUCACACCAAAAAAUAUAUAACAACAAUAAUAAUAAUAAUAAUAAUAAUAAUAAUAGUAAUAAUAAUAAUAAUAAUAGCAAUAAUAAUAAUAAUAAUAAUAAUAGUAAUAGUAAUAAUAAUAAGGAUUAUCCUUCAAUACAAAAAAAUACUCACUUUUGUUAUAAGGUAGAAAUUGUUCCCUUUUAUAAAACCAACAAUAUCACGAAAUAUCUAAAAGAUGUUUUUUAUACGAUUGAUCAGAAAUAUCAUUAUGAUACACAAAAGAAAAAAAACGAACUAGGAGAAAUAUUAAAUGAUAUAGGUGCUAAUGAUAAUUUAUAUAGUUACCCCUUCAACAUUAUGUAUAAUAUGAAAAAAAAAAAAAAUAAUAGUAGUAGUAAUAAUAGUAAUAUUAAUGAUCAAACACACAAUAUAGGGGAAACAAUGAAUAUUAAAAAAAUAAAAGAUAUAAAAAAUAACAAAAAUGAUUUUUCAUAUAAAAAUAAUAAAUCAAGGGAUAUUCCCAAAAAUAAUGAUAUGAAAAAAAAAAAUACGUUAAAAAAAUUUUUUGGAAAGAUUAAAAGAAAAAUAAAUAAUAUAAAAAAAGAUUAUUAUCAAAAAUAUAAGGAAAGACAUGAAAUAAAAGAUAAGUUAUACCCAAACCUAGAAAAGCUUCAAGAUACCUUAAAAUAUUUAACUGAUAAAAAUAUUAUAAAUAAAUUAUUAGAAUUUGAAUAUUAUCAUUCCAAUAAAUGGUCUUCAGAUACUUUUGGUGUUACUAUUCAAAAUAUGAAUGGAACGAACAGAAAUAUAAAAUUAAUAUUAGAAAUAGGUGAUUAUAAGUUAACAAAUUAUUAUGAAAUAAAUGUUAAUGAUAAAAAAAAUAUUCUAUCCUUACAAAAGCUAGACACUUUUGUUAAAAAAAUUAAUUUGAAAAAUGGGCUAAUGCAAAAAUUGAAAAUAUAUAAAAAGUUACAUUUCUUAUUAAAGCAUUUGUUCAUUUUUAAAAAUGAAAUGAAAAAUGUUGAAUAUUUUAAAAAUGAAAGAAUAAUAAUUAGUGAUGCACUUAAAAAGGAGAGUACUAAACGAAAUUAUCAUAUAGAAAAUUCUAAUAUAAUAGAAAGAGAUAAUAUUGAAAUUAAUCCGGAACAUAAAAAAGAACAACAACAAGGACAAAGUCAAAAUAUAGUAGAAAGUUUUAUGAAUACACCUUCUCAAAAAGAAGAAAAGAGGAAAAAUGAUACAUUGGAAUAUUUAAAAUUCACAUGGUAUAGUAAUAAUAAGAAAAUAUUACAAGAAAUUAUUUUACCAGUCAAAUCUAUACAUCCAUUUAAAUUAAGUAAUCAUAAUGGUAAUGUUUUAUGCAAAUCCGAUGCUAAUAUUGAUAAUUUAUUAAAUUUUAUGAAAGAUCAAAAUGAAAAUGAUAUACGACAAGAUGUUAAAAAGGAUAUAAAGAACGUUCAUCAUGAUGAUCCACAUUUCGAAGAGAUAGAUAAUUAUAAACAUUCUAAUAAUACAUUAGAUAGUUUUAAUGAAGAUAAUAUUAAGAACCAUAUGAAUUAUUCAUCAUCUAAAAUGAAUAAUUAUGAAGAGAAAUAUUUUUCAUAUUAUAUAAAAUAUUUUGAUAAAAUAUAUCCCUUAAAUGAAGAAGAGAAAUUUAUAAUAAGAAAUAAAACACAUCAUCAAUAUAUUUUAUAUAAAUAUAGACUUGCUAUGUUAUCUCUUAUUAUUAUAAAAACAAAUCACUUGACAAAUUUAAAAAAAAUGAAUAUAAUAACAAAUGAAUAUUUAAAAAAUAAACAUAAGUAUUAUAAACAUAUACAGUAUCAUCAAAAUGAAUUAUUUCAAAAGAAACUUGUAUAUAUACCAAAUAGGCAAUAUAUAAUUAAAAAAAAAUUAGAAUGUAUCAUAAGCUUAGAUUAUUAUAAACCCCUAAAAAAGGCUUUACAAGAAAAUAAUGUCCUAAACAAUUUCUUAGAGGAUUUAACGGUUGAAAUAACUAAUAUAAAUAUGUUCUUUUAUAAAUAUUUUUAUACAGAUAAUUCAAAUAUCCAUUCAUCAAGUUUUUAUCUAGAUAAAUUGAAAAACAUAAAACAACUAUGUCCAAUAAUAUAUAAAUUAAAAAAUGACGAAAAAUAUAAUCUAGAUGAUAUAUCAAAAGUUGAUGAUACCAUCAAAUUAAAUUUUAAUAAAAAAAUAGAAUAUGAUAUAAAAGAGUGUGAACAAAAAAUAGGCUUAUAUGGAAGUAAUAUUGCUUUUUUUGGAAAGGCUUUAGAUAAUUCUAUAGGAAAAAAAAAAAUUAAGAAUAUUGCUAUGUUUUCUUAUGAAUGUGAAAGAUCAAUUUUUCUUGAAAAAAAUUUAAGCGACUUGGAUCCUUAUCACAAAAACUUUUGUAUAAAUAUAUUAGAAAAUAUAAACGAAAAUGAAGGUCAAAAUGAAGGUCAAAAUGAAGGUCAAAAUCAAAACCAAAAUGCAGAACAAAAAGAUUAUUACAAUAAUACAUAUUUCAAAUCAAUUAAUACAACUUGGUUUGAUAUGAUAUAUAAUACAUAUACAUCUAAUAAAACAUUUGAUUAUAAAGGGCAACAAAAAUUUAGUCAAUUUAAAUGCUUUGGAUUUGCUGAUAGAGAUGAAUUAAAAGAAUAUGAAAAAAAAGAAGGCGCUAAAUGUAAAAUAACAAUACUAAGUAAAACACUUUUUGUUCUACAAAAUUUUAUAGAUAAAUAUUAUAUCUUAAAAAAUGAAGAAGGAAUACAUAAUGGUAAUGCAUAUAAUAUUUAUGUUCUAUAUAAAAAUAUUUAUAUGGUUAUUAUAUAUAUGUUAAUGUAUGAAACCAGAAUAUUUAAACCUUUAAGAAUUCAACAAAAAUUAAAUAAUAUAGGGAACAAAUAUAGUAUGUUAUUAUAUACAAAAAAAAAUUAUUCAAACUAUUUAAAAGUAAUGUUAGAAAAAACAAGUUCAUUAUAUUUAGAAAUAGAACUAUUAUAUAAUGAACAUGUAUUCUUAAGAAAUAUUCCCUUUCCUAAUGAUUCAGUAUACAUAUUAAUGAAUGAACACAAGCCUUUUAAUAAAGAUACACAUGGAUAUAAACUAUCUGAAAAUCCAUAUGAAAUAUCUAAUGAAGGAGAUGAUAAUACUAGAGUUUAUGCCUUUUUUGUUCUUAACUUGUUAAGCUUUUAUCCAGAAAUUCAAAAAAGCUUAUUAUUAUCAUCGCACAAUGAAGAUAUGAUUUAUAGUUUGUUAGAUAUAAAUAUACAACAAAUAAAUCAACAAAUACAAAAUAAAGAACAUCCUAAUGAUCAACAUAGUUUUAGAGCACAACAUCAACAAACAAAUGAGCCAGAUAAAAGCACCCAAAGUAUUACGCAAAUGGUUUUAAAGCCAUUGGGAGAUUUAUAUAAUUAUUUCUUUUCUAAAAAGGAGGAAGAGGAGAAAUCUGGAGAAAGCAAAGGGGAAAUGAAAAUAUUGGAAGAUAGUGCAAAUGGGAAAGAGAAAAUAUUGGAAGAUAGUGCAAAUGGGAAAGAGAAAAUAUUGGAAGAUAGUGCAAAUGGGAAAGAGAAAAUAUUGGAAGAUCGUGAAGAUGGGAAAGAGAAAAUAUUGGAAGUUCGUGAAAAUGGGAAAGAGAAAAUAUUAGGUGGUACAGAAGGAGAAGAAAAUAUGUUAGGUGAUUCAAAAAGGAAUGAGAAGAUAUUAGCAGAUGAACUAAAAUUCAAAUACAACCCAACAGAACAAACAAAAGACGAACAAAUGGAUAAAAAGGAAAAUAUAAAAAACUUUUUGGAAUCUAAUAAACAAAAUAUUUUAUUAGAAGAAUCAAAGAAAAAUUCAAACAAUUCUACAAAUUUUUACGAAAUAAAUGAUUUUACGUGGAUGGGAAAAGAUCAAAUUGAUGACAUAAAAAGAUUAAUUGUAGAACAUGGAUUAGUAAAAUUUUUUAUAAAAGGAAUUCAUUUAAUGUAUUUACAAGUAUAUCUAAAAGAUAAUAAUUAUUUAGAAGCAUAUAAAGAAGCAUUAAAUCAAGAAUUACAAAAAAAAGAUUUUUAUAUGCAUUUUAUUAAAACAUCUCCACCUUUUCAUUUUCAAAAUUAUAAUGUGCAUCACUUAUUAUUAUUUUCAUUCUAUUAUGGUUUUUCUGAUUUAAUAAGAACAAGAAGACCUUAUGUUAAUCUUGAAUCUACACUUAAUAGAACAAUAGAAAACAAUAAAUCCAUAUAUAUGUACAGAACAAAUUCUUAUGCAAAUUUCCAGCUUGCUGCAGACAAAAGAGUAGCGUUAAAUACAUUACAUCAAGAAUUAGCCAAAUUUAUAUAUAAAGAAGCAAUACAAUAUAGAUAUCUAAAUCCGUAUUAUAAAACAUAUAAAGAUAAAGAAAAUAUAACAACAUUUAUAUAUAGUAAUAAUAAUAAUAAUAAUAAUAAUAAUAAUAAUAAAGAUAAAGAUAAAGAUAAUGUUAUAUUUAAAUUUGAUGAAGAGAAAGAAAAGGAACUCAUAGAUUUAAUUAUAAUUAAUAAAAAACAACCUAUAUAUGAUACAAAAGAUAUCAAAGAAAUUAUAAUGUUUGUUCAAAUAAUGGUUGAAAAUUUUAUAUAUAUUUUAAACAAUUAUCCAUCUAGUUUUAGCUUAAGUAAAUAUUCUUCUUAUUACAACAAUUUUAUUAAAAAUGUAAAACAAUAUUUCUUUUCAUAUAAAAAAGAAAAUAAUCUAAUAUAUCUAAUAAGUCAGAGAGAUAUUGAUUUCAACAUUUCUUCUAUAUUACAUAUAAGUGAGAAAUCUACUGUUAUGAAUAUUUUAAAAAAUAUUAUAAAAUUUAUUUUCCUAGCUACUACUAGAUCCUAUGAUGUGGACUUAUUUGUACAAAAAAUAUUAAAUAUAAAUCAAAAUAGUAAACAUAUUUUAAAAGAAGACUAUUCUCAAGAAAAACAAAAAUAUGUAAAUUUAAAAAGUACAUAUGCAUUCAUACAAAAAAAUUAUAAUGUACGUAGUAUUAAACAAUGUUUUAAAAACUGUUUAAAAAAAACAAAGAAAAUAUUUAAUAAAGUUUCUAAUGCUACUAAAAAUACGAAUCCAUCUGUAACAUAUAAACGUUUUGACGUUCACCCUCCUGUACAGGAUGAUUUACUAGAUUCAGUCAUUUUAAAAAAAAAAAAUCAAUUUAAAAGAAAUAAUAUACCUACAAAAAAGAGUAAGAAAAAAAACAAUGAUAAGGUUAUAAAAAAUAUAUAUAUACAUGAACAACCAUUUUUUUCAAAACUAAAAAUGAGAUGUGCUAUCAUGAAGAAAAAAUUAUCCAUGUCCAUGAAAAAAAACAAGCCAAAUAAUUAUUAUAAUGAUUAUAAUUAUUUUAAUGAUGGAAAUAAUCAACAUAGUUGUGAUUAUGUACCAUAUCAGAAUGUUAAUAAAUCAAGUCAAGAAUAUGAAAAACCAGUAAAUAUAAAAAUACAUAGGAAAAAGGAACCCAACGAAAAUAAAUAUUAUAAUAUGGAUCGUGAAAUAAUGAAUGAUAAUAACUAUUAUUUAUCUACUAAUGAGUUAGAUAAUACACAAAAUAGAUAUCAAGGAAUAAAACCAGUUAAUCAGAAAAAAAAUUAUAUUGAAAAAAAUAUUAUAAAUGAAAAAAUUAACAGAUUUCAAAAAAAUUAUUUUGAUGAAAAAAAUAAUUUGAGUCAUUCCAAAUUUGAACAGCAAGCACAAAAAGAGAAAGUAAUAAAUAAUGAAAGGAUAAGAAAUAAUAAUGAAGAUAAACUAAAUAGGAACAGAAUAAUGAAUCAUAGGAAUUUAUAUAACACUGGACAUAUUAAUAGAAGUAUAGAUGUAAACAAUACAAAUAUUAGACACAUUAAUAAUCAUAAUGUUACAUAUAAUGAUGACAGACAAGAAAAUAAUCCAAAUUUUGACAUAAGAAAAAAUUUAUAUAAUAUGAAAAAUAAAAAGGAAAAAAAAAAUGAUAAUAUUAAUAAAUAUAGUUUUAUGCAAUUUUUUCAAUUGAAUGAAAAUAUACAAAAUAAUAAUAAUAAUAAUAAUAAUAAUACAAUAGAUGUAAUUCCUAAAAGCACUAAAACAAAAUUUACGACGUUAGGAAGAUUUUUAGGUACUAGAAUGAACAAUUUAUAUUCUAAAUUGAAAAGUGAAUUAUUUUCAUUUACAUUAAUAAAUAGUUAUGAUUUUCUUUUACGAAAUAGUGUAUAUUUUCAUCGCAGUAAUAUGUUCACAAACUAUAUUACUUAUUAUGCAAAAAGAAAUGUAAUACAAAGUUUAGAUAUGCUAUUUUUGUUAGUAAGAGAUUAUGAAUUAAAUACAUCUUUAACAAAUACAUAUUCUAUAAAACACAGUUUAUUUAAUAUAUGUUUAUUUAAAUUACAAAACAUAUCUAUAAAUUUAAAAAAUAUAUUAAAUAUUAUAGAUGAACAAAAAAUUGACAUAAUCCUAUCAAAAGUAAUAUCUAUUAUUCAUAUGUACUAUACUGGAAAUAUAAGUUUUAUAGAAGAUUUAAUUAAUAAAAUAAAUAUAAUCUUAUCUAAAAAUUUUGUUUUAAAAAAAUUAUUUGCUGAUUUUAUUUCCUAUGUUACCAUUUCAUCAAUACAAACAUUUAUAUUACAUUUUCAUUCAAAAUAUAAAAAAAAAGUACUUACGUUCAUAAUUUCACUUUUAAAUAACAUAUCUGGUACAAUCGCAAGUAUACUAAGUGAACCUUUUUUUCAAUCCUAUAUAUGUACCAAUUUUAUAAAACUUGGAGAAUCAUUUAUUAGUGAGUUUAAUGCAGAAAAUACAGUAUAUGGAUUCUUUAUGGAUGUGGGAGAAAUAAAUUUUAUUGAUAUAAUUAUAGCUUAUGCUUAUCAUUUUUUCCCAAAGGCAGUAAAUGAUUUUACACAAAUGUCAUAA
Molecule: messenger RNA, 17982 nt
Organism: Plasmodium reichenowi
Lineage: Eukaryota; Apicomplexa; Aconoidasida; Haemosporida; Plasmodiidae
Exons: 7
Coding region: 1-17982 (5993 amino acids)
Biological process (GO): regulation of transcription by RNA polymerase II; chromatin remodeling
Cellular component (GO): NuA4 histone acetyltransferase complex
Molecular function (GO): histone binding
Source: RefSeq, a predicted model, not a curated record